AGCAGACCUUGAAGCUCCUGGGAAGGGCUUCACUAGGUUUGCCCCAAAACCUCCAGAGCGAAUGCAGCCUCAAGACCUCAGGCAGCGCUGAUGUUGCAGGCAGCGCUGAGUGUUUUGGCUUUGGUGCUUGCGCAUGCAGCGAAAACAGCAACGCACCACCCGCGCGCCGUGGCUGGAUACACGCAAGAUCCCGUAUGCAUUAAGCGAAACUGCGUGAACCCAUUGGUGCCCGGACUGGAAGAAUUUGGCAGCAAUGUGUUGAUGGAGUAUGAGCAGAGCGCGUGGACAUGCCAGACGAGCCAGGAUUUGACGAUGCGAAGCAAUCGAAGCCAAGUAGGUUUCUGUGAAAAAGCUAUCUCUUAUUCCUUCUCCGUCCCAGAGGGCGCGGACCAAGAGAGCAUCAUCCAAAGGCAGAUGCAACGGGCUGUGACUAGCUAUGUUGCCCAUUUGCGAGGGCUUGGCCGCGAUUUCUGGGACUAUCAGAAGCCCUGGGAAUCAGAUGAUUGUGUUCAGGCUGUGUGGAGGAUGGCUUGCUACACACAUUUCCCACGAUGCAACGAGAAGAGCCAGGCUGCCUACCUCCGGCCAUGUGCCAGCGCUUGCAAAGGUUACCUGCAAGCUUGCCAAGUCAAUUGCUGUGAUGAUGGUGCAAAGUGUUCCUUCACCCAUCACAAGAAGAUGCCCGAUGGAAACGUGCUAAUUGAAGAGGGAUACGAUCCACAUAAUGGGCCAUCUGCACACUGCACAGGCUGAGGUGCUGCAGUUCAUUCACCCAGUGGUACAAAAAAGCUGCGCAGCUUACACUUCAGCUUUCUGCGAUUCAAGCUCCACCAGUGCAUCUUCUUUGCGAGAUAUAGCUCAACAUCGCUGUAACA
This is a messenger RNA of Effrenium voratum, 875 nucleotides long. The record is from the annotation of a GenBank genome assembly. NCBI's taxonomy places the organism in Eukaryota, Dinophyceae, Suessiales, Symbiodiniaceae.